Pipistrellus nathusii (Nathusius's pipistrelle) is the source of this 855-nucleotide messenger RNA. The record is from the annotation of a GenBank genome assembly. NCBI's taxonomy places the organism in Eukaryota, Metazoa, Chordata, Mammalia, Chiroptera, Vespertilionidae.
AUGUCACUCCUGGCGACCCUGGGGCUGGAGCUGGACAGGGCCCUGCUCCCAGCUAGCGGGCUGGGCUGGCUCGUAGACUAUGGGAAACUCCCCCUGGCCCCUGCCCCCCUAGGCCCCUAUGAGGUCCUUGGGGGAGCCCUGGAGGGCGGGCUUCCAGGGGGGGGAGAGCCCCUGACAGGUGAUGGCUUCUCGGACUGGAUGACUGAGCGGGUUGACUUCACAGCCCUCCUCCCUUUGGAGCCCCCCUUCCCCUCCGGUGCCCUCCCCCCGCCUUCCCCGCCCCCACCUGACCUGGAAGCCAUGGCCUCCCUCCUCAAGAAGGAGCUGGAGCAGAUGGAAGACUUCUUCCUCGAUGGUCCACUUCUUCCACCGUCCUCCCCACCGCCACUGCCGCUGCCACCACCGCCACCACCAGCACCCCCCCUUCCCCUCCCCCUGCCCACCUUCGACCUCCCCCAGCCCCCUGCCCUGGAUACCCUCGACCUGCUGGUCAUGUACUGCCGCAACGAGGCUGGGCAGGGGGAUGCGGGGUUGGCACCCCUUCCCCCAGCACAGGAGCCCCCUCCUCCUCUGCCGCCUCCCCCCUCUCGCCCGGCCCCCUACCCCAAUCCUGCCACCACCACUCGAGGGGACCGCAAGCAAAAGAAGAGAGACCAGAACAAGUCGGCGGCCCUCAGGUACCGCCAGAGGAAGCGGGCAGAGGGGGAGGCGCUGGAGGGCCAGUGCCAGGGGCUAGAGGCACGGAACCGCGAGCUGAGGGAGAGGGCCGAGUCCGUGGAGCGGGAGAUCCAGUAUGUCAAGGACCUGCUCAUUGAGGUGUACAAGGCCCGAAGCCAGCGGACCCACAGCAGCUAG